Messenger RNA from Cynara cardunculus var. scolymus (artichoke), 2067 nucleotides. RefSeq names its product cysteine-rich receptor-like protein kinase 15. The transcript has 7 exons. Gene Ontology annotation, biological process: protein phosphorylation. The record is from RefSeq and is a predicted model, not a curated record. NCBI's taxonomy places the organism in Eukaryota, Viridiplantae, Streptophyta, Magnoliopsida, Asterales, Asteraceae. Gene Ontology annotation, molecular function: protein kinase activity; ATP binding. Bases 1 to 2067 code for a protein of 688 amino acids.
AUGUUGAUCGAAACCUCAAAGUCUAUUUCAUUCUUAAUCGUUAUUAUCACGAUUUUUUUCGCGGUUUCGGUCUCGGGAGAAUUUCGUGCCGAUUGCGGUGCAGACUUCAAUUUCACUAGAAACAGUGCAUACGAGAUAAAUCGUGAUGAAGCUUUUUCAUCCGUGAUCACCUCCGAUCCCAACAACACGUACGGCUUCUACAAUCGGUCUGUUGGUGAAGCCCCUGAUCAAGUCAACGUGAUCGCACUAUGUAGAGGUGACAUCGAACGAGAAGAUUGUCAGAGGUGCAUAAACGACUACGGUGCAAGACUACGAGAGUUUUGCCCUAACAAAAAGCAAGGAAAUAUAAUUUACGAUACGUGUAUGAUAAGGUACUCCGAUCAGAUCCUUCUGGGCAGUUCGAACAUUAUAGAUGGAUGGGAUAGUGGUGAGAGUGCAUGGAAUCCGGAAGACAGUGAAAACGCGACGGACGUCGACCAAUUUACUCAAGCGCUUGAUCGAUUGUGGGUACAACUAAGAGACGAGGCUUCAAGUGGCGGGUCUCUCCGUAAAUACGCUUCAAACGUCACCGAUGGCCCGAGGUCGACCAAGAUUUACGGGCUUAUGCAAUGUACACCGGAUAUCUCGGCAACCAGGUGUUAUAAUUGCUUGACGAAUGCAAUCAAUCGUACACGAAGUUGUUGUGAUGGAAAACGUGGGGCAAGAGUCCUAUAUCUUAGUUGCAAUAUUAGGUAUCAAGAUUACCCCUUCUUUAAUGCUACAGUGAGCCUUGCACCGCCAUCAUCGUCGCCGUUGCCCCCAUCGGCGUUGCCUCCAUCAGGCAAGCGUAAUAACACAACUAUUAUAGUCGUUGCUGUCGUUGGAACUGUUGGUCUUCUGAUACUGGCGUUCGUCUUCUUUUGUGUCUUCAUAAGAAGAAAAAGGAAGUUGGAAGAAUUGCAAUCAGAGAAUUUGGACAUGGAUCUUGACGAAAUUAUUACAGCCGAAUCGUUGCAACGUAGCUUUGGUGAUAUUAGAGCAGCCACAGAUGACUUCUCGGAGAACAAUAAGCUUGGACAAGGUGGAUUCGGUUUGGUUUAUAAGGGUAAGUUACGAAAUGGACAAGAAAUAGCAGUGAAGAGGUUGUCAAAGAAUUCGGGACAAGGCGAACUAGAAUUCAAGAACGAGGUAUUGUUACUUGCGAGGCUCCAACAUCGGAAUUUGGUCCGCCUCCUAGGGUUUAGCCUAGAAGGGUCCGAACGGCUUUUGAUGUAUGAGUUUGUACAAAAUGCAAGUCUGGACCAGUUUAUAUUCGAUCCAGUGAAGCGAGCAACUCUAGAUUGGGAAACACGAUACAAAAUAAUACAAGGUGUUGCAAGGGGACUUUUGUAUCUACACGAGGAUUCACGACUAAAAAUAAUUCAUCGAGAUAUGAAAGCUAGUAAUGUUUUACUGGAUGCCGAUAUGAACGCUAAAAUUGCAGAUUUUGGUAUGGCAAGGUUGUUCACAUCUGAAGAAACCCAAGGCAAUACCAGUCGCAUUGUUGGAACCUAUGGAUACAUGGCACCGGAGUAUGUAAUGCAUGGACAAUUUUCAGUUAAGUCGGAUGUCUUCAGUUUUGGUGUAUUGGUACUCGAAAUUGUAGCGGGUCGUAAAAACCAUAGUUUUCAAAACGAAUCGAUGAUGGAAGAUCUUCUUAGCCAUGCAUGGAAAAGCUGGAGAAAUGGAACGAGCACAAGUUUAAUUGAUCCUACACUGAAUGAUGGUUCUAAUUCCUUACGUGAUAUGAUCAGAUGCAUUCACAUAGGUCUAUUAUGUGUUCAAGAAGACGUUACAGCGAGACCAACUAUGGCUUCAGUUGUUCUCAUGCUUAGCAGCGUCUCUCUAACGCUCACGGUCCCUUCAGAACCUGCUUUUUUCAUGCGUACAUUCAUAAAUUCUGACAAACACUUUUACGAAGAGUACACUUCAAGUACAAAUGAUUCUAGAUCGUUAACAACUAAAUCCAGAUCUUCACAACGUUCUAUAGCAUCUUCAGAACGAUCAAUAACAGAUGAUGUUUCUAAGAAGGACGUAUAUCACCGGUAA